Neurospora crassa OR74A is the source of this 2622-nucleotide messenger RNA. RefSeq names its product hydroxymethylglutaryl-CoA synthase. Gene Ontology annotation, biological process: acetyl-CoA metabolic process; ergosterol biosynthetic process. Gene Ontology annotation, molecular function: hydroxymethylglutaryl-CoA synthase activity. The record is from RefSeq and is a predicted model, not a curated record. NCBI's taxonomy places the organism in Eukaryota, Fungi, Ascomycota, Sordariomycetes, Sordariales, Sordariaceae. Bases 682 to 2046 code for a protein of 454 amino acids. The transcript is spliced from 4 exons.
CCCCUGUCCACCAGCCAGUCCAAGGUGCCGGCGCCGGAGAAGCUCGGUCCACGCCUUUUUUGUUGGGCGUGGUUGCGGCGGCUUGGCCAAAGUCUGAUAGCUUGGGUUUGUUGUCAAGAUAGACAUGGGAAAGGGGCAACCCAAUCCAGGGGCGGCAGCAUUGGCAGGAGCACACUAGACUGUGGGACUGGCGUGGUGGCAGGAUUGGCAGGUCCCUUGGUUCCGUCCCUACCUGUGUUUUUCUGCUGAGAAUGGAAUCACCUGGCACCCCAAAAAGUGACCCCAGCCUUCUGGACCUCUCGAUGGGAGUCAAGAAGAAGAGAUCUCGCUGGCACAAACGGCGCCAACAAACAGCGGUGAAAAGGGGGCCAAAGUUGGGGUUGGGUCGUGGGACGAGAUGGCCUCUGCCAAAGUGGAAAGAUAGUUAGGACGACACGCGCUAACCCCAAACCUACCCCUCCGUAGGCAGGAAGAAGCACAGGCACUUUUUGACGCCAGGACCCCCAAUCUCUCAAAGCAACCCCUCCCCUGAACGGGACACGGCAAUCUUCUCUUCCUUCUUUUUCCCUCCAGCUUUCUUGCCCUUCUCUCCUCUUCCUCUCCUCCUCCGUUACUUCCCCCUCCUCACUUCCCUCAAUCCCCCCUUGACCUUCAUCGCCAGGCCCCAAUUGCCCGCACAAGAUGGCUACCCGUCCCCAGAACAUUGGCAUUAAGGCCAUCGAAAUCUACUUCCCCAGCCAGUAUGUGGAGCAAUCCGAGCUCGAAAAGUUCGAUGGCGUUAGCACGGGCAAGUACACCAUCGGUCUUGGCCAGACCAAGAUGGCUUUCUGCGACGAUCGUGAGGACAUCUACUCUCUUGCCUUGACUGCCGUCUCUCGCCUCCUCAAGAACUACGAGAUCGACACCAACACAAUCGGCCGCCUCGAGGUCGGUACCGAAACUCUUCUCGACAAGUCCAAGUCCGUCAAGUCUGUCCUGAUGCAGCUUUUCGGCGAGAACACCAACAUCGAGGGUGUUGACACCAUCAACGCCUGCUACGGUGGUACCAACGCCUUCUUCAACUCCGUCAACUGGAUCGAGUCUUCCGCUUGGGACGGCCGUGACGCAAUUGUCGUCGCCGGUGAUAUCGCCCUCUACGCCAAGGGUAAUGCCCGCCCUACCGGUGGUGCUGGCUGUGUCGCCAUGCUUGUUGGCCCUAACGCCCCUAUUGCCGUCGAGCCCGGUCUCCGCGGCAGCUACAUGGCCCACGCCUACGAUUUCUACAAGCCCGACUUGACCAGCGAGUACCCCUACGUCGAUGGCCACUACUCCGUCAACUGCUACACCGAGGCUCUUGACGGCGCAUACCGCGCCUACAACCAGCGCGAGAAGCUCCUCACCAAUGGUGUUAACGGCCACUCUGAGGAUAGCACCAAGACCCCCUUGGACCGCUUCGACUACCUUGCCUUCCACGCCCCUACCUGCAAGCUCGUUCAGAAGUCGUAUGCUCGCCUCCUCUACCACGACUACCUCGCCAACCCCGAGAGCCCCGUCUUCGCCGACGUUCCUCCCGAGGUUCGCGACAUGGACUACAAGAAGUCCCUGACCGACAAGGUCGUUGAGAAGACCUUCAUGACUCUCACCAAGAAGCGCUUCCAGGAACGCGUCAACCCCGCCAUCCAGGUCCCUACCCUCUGCGGCAACAUGUACUGCGGUAGCGUCUGGGGCGGUCUCGCCUCCAUCAUUGGCCACGUCGACAGCGCCCAACUUGAGGGCAAGAGGAUAGGUCUCUUCUCUUACGGCUCCGGUCUCGCUGCCUCUUUCUGCUCUUUCCGCGUUACUGGCAGCACCGAGAAGCUUGCCAAGACUCUUAACCUCCCCGCCAGACUUGCGGCUCGCCGGGCCGUUCCCCCUGAGUCUUACGAUGCUAUGUGCGACCUUCGCAAGCAGGCCCAUCUCCAGAAGAACUACACCCCCAAGGGUGAGGUCUCUACUCUCGAGCCCGGCACUUACUACCUCGAAAACGUUGAUGACAUGUUCAAGAGGACAUACUCCAUCAAGGCUUAAACGUCCUUCACUAAGGAAAAAGGAAGGGAGGAAUUCGCAUUAUACCACUAUACACUAAUAAGGAUGGCGGGGGGUCAGGCAUUGAGAGUUGGAGACGACGACGAUUUCACGUACACUUUGUCAUGACUUUAUGGAGCAAGUGAAACCAGAAGUCCGGAUGUCUAACUGCUAGAACUGGGAAGGUUCAGGCAAAGGGGUUGCUGGUAUGAUAUCCAAACGGGCUCUAGAAAGAGAGAUUUGGGAAGGAAAGGGAAAUAAAGGGAAAGACAGGAAGAAAACAAGCAAAGGCUUAAGGGCAAGAAAGCUUUGCGAUUCUUCUUACAUAUUACACAUACACCUUAUACUAAUACUCAUCGGCGAUCAUGGGCCGGUUGAUGGCUCAUGAGGACCGGGGAUUUUAUGUGAAUAUACAUGGUACAUGAUAUAAUUUGGUCAAGCUCAUUAUUGAAGACGUUUGCACGCAUGUUGAUGUAGUGGACCUAUGGUUAAUGAUUUCUGAAAAAAGAGAGAAAAAAAGGCACCAAGCACAGGCAUGUAUUGAGAAUUGUUCGUUACUUUCAUCCAAUUCAAGUAAAC